Molecule: messenger RNA, 6958 nt
Organism: Trichobilharzia regenti
Lineage: Eukaryota; Metazoa; Platyhelminthes; Trematoda; Strigeidida; Schistosomatidae
Source: the annotation of a GenBank genome assembly
AAUUAUUGUUAUGGACUGGUCGAGAAACUAAUAGUCCUGACGCGAGAAGGCGGAAAUCAGAAGACCACUAGGUUUGCGAUGAUACUUCUAUUGUCCAAACACAAGGAGACGAAAAUAAAUGGUCUCACACCAAAGUGGCAUCGAGCGUUAGUCGGUGAAUGUUUAGCUGCUCUGGCAUCUGCAUUUCCUGUUGCUUUUCUUGAGCCUACUUUAAGCCGUAAUAACCCGCUUUCAAUUACAUUCAAUAAUCGUGGUGGUGAUUAUAGUCUUGAGGCUAGAGAUGUUCUUGAACAACUAUCCAAAACAACCGGAAAUUUACAAAGUAUUAUUGAACAAGUUGAACGUUUAGCUGAAGCUGGAGCCCUUGGUGCUGCUGAAGCACCACAUCUUAUCGAAGUUACACUACCUAUGCUUUGCUCUUAUCUUCCAAAUUGGUGGCGUAAAGGACCUGAAUGUAUGGCAGUGAAAACAUGUAUGGAUGGUUCAGCCGAAGGUGAAUUGGGUCAAGAGACUGGCGCGACAAAUAUUAUACCAAAAACAAAACAAAAUAAUAUUUUAGCUGGAGCAAUUGGACCAUUGACAACAGUCACAGCUGAUUUAAUGAAUCGUGUACUUGGUAGUGUGUUGCAGCUAAUUCAAACAAAUAUUGAUUCACAACAUGCACCAUGGAUGACUAGAAUUGCUACACGUACCCAGCCAAUUGUAGCUAAUUCAACAGCUGAUAUGCUUGGUCAAUACUUUCUACCCGUAUCUGAACGACUUCUUGAACAUGCAUUAAUUGUUGAAAGAGUUGAAGAAGCCUAUCGAAUGGAGAAACGUGCAGGUUCUGAAACUGUUGGUGAACGUGAAGAAGAACUCUCCUGUUUGGUUGAAAUUCUUGUACGCAAUUUAUUUGCAUUUUAUCCUCUAUUAAUUAAAUUUGUUGAUCGUCAUCGUAGUGCAUGGUUGAAAAAGCCAACAAAUGAAACACAACGUUUAUUCACAGCUGUUGCACGAAUGUUUCUUGUCUGGGCAAGAGCAACGAAAUUUAAACGAGAAGAAGAGAAUUUUGUUAGUGCCCAUGAAAUUGACCACUUGUCAUUGAUUGUACCAAGUGGUGGAAGUUUAGCCCCAAGUAUUAAUCGUAGUCGAACUCAAACAAAUGGUCGUAGUGAAUCAAGCAGUUUGAAACCAGGUAAAAAGGCUAAAAUUGGUCCGCAUACAAGUUUAACCGUGGCCUGUAUUAAACGUCUUCUACCUGUUGGUCUGAGUCAACUUGGUGGACGUGAACAAGAACUUGUGCUAUGCGCAAAAAGGAAACUGAUUAGAGAAACACUUAGUUUAACUGGUGAAAGAGGUUUGGAGCAUACAAUGCAGCGAGAAAGUGAUGCCAUUAUUGAAGCUUAUCUAAAUGAUGCUUUGGAUCAAGGAGGAGAUAUUGAUCAUAGAACUCAAAAGUGGCAAAAGUUAUUAUAUCGAAAAAUUGAUCAGACAAUAGCGAUAACUGGUCGACACGCUGAACUAGCUGCAUCCAGUCGAUCAGAAAUGGUUGAUCGAAUUUUAAUCCUGUCUAAAGUGAUGCAUGGUUUGUAUUUGGUUGAUCAUCCACCGGCAGUAACUAAAGGUGCUUGGAAAAAAUUAGUUUCAUCCCAACGUAAACGUGCUGUUAUGGCAUGCUUUCGCAUGGUUCCACUCUAUGCAAUGCCAACUCAUCGUGUAAUGAAUUUAUUCCUAAAAGGCUACAUUACUGAAUGGUUAGAUUAUGAAGAAUCAUUAGGUGUUAAAUUAAUUGAAGAUGUAACUAGUGGUGCAUUAUUAAAAGAUUUAUCAAAAUCAUAUGAUCCAUCUUCAUCAUCAUCAUCGCCAUCGGCAGCAGCAGGAGUAGCAGGAACAAUGAUAACAAGUGGUACUGGGGAAUGUUCCCCUGGCAGUGCUACACAUCCUACUGAAACUGGUCAAAAGAGUUCAGAAGCUGAGUCUGGUGGAACACAUGAUGCGUCUAUGAUGGAUUCAACUCUGGAAUUAGAAGUAUCAGCUCAUUCACAUGAUCCUGGAUUAUCUAUGACUUCAGAGGUUAAAAAAUCGGCUAGUCUACAGGCGAAACCAUUACCAGUCAAUCAAUACGUCUAUGGACAAGAUUCUGCAACAUCGAAACCUGAUCCAUUAACUCAACUAUUGACAGCUUUAUGUCGUUCAGCCUCUGAACAAGCACCAGAUGAUCCACUCUAUUUAGCUUAUGCUAAGAUUAUGGGAAAGAGUUGUAGUGGUGAAGAUGAAGACGAGGAUGAAGAGAAUGCUAAUGAAGAAGGUUCCAGUUUCCAAGAACAAGAAGAACAAAAACAACAAUUGUUGAGUGAACAAAAUCGUCUUGCAGAACGUGGUGCAGCUGAAAUGGUUCUACUACAGUUAGCUGCAUCAAAAGGCGAGUCUACACCAGUUGCUCAGGCAAGUAUUGAAUUGGGCAUAGCUUUACUACUUGGUGGAAAUGUUGAUGUACAAGGACGUAUGUUAGACUAUUUAAUGAGGAAAAAGUUAUCCGGUUUCUUUACAAGUUUAGCUGGUCUUACACAAAAAUGCUCAGUAUUAGAUUUGGAUACAUUUGAAAGAUGCAAUAAAGCUGAAGGCUUAGCUGUUGGUCUGUCUGAUAUGGAAGGUAUAACAAACUUAUACGAUGCUGAUUUCACCUGUAAAAUUUUCCGAUUUUUACAACUACUCUGUGAAGGACAUAAUCUAGCUUUUCAAGAUUAUUUACGUACACAAGCGGGGAAUACAGUUUCAGUGAAUUUAAUUAUAUCAACCGUCGAUUAUCUGUUACGUUUACAAGAAUCUAUUAUGGAUUUCUAUUGGCAUUAUUCAAAUAAAGAGACAAUAGAUGAAGCUGGUAAAAGUAGUUUUGUCCGAGCAAUUAAAAUUGGUAAACAAGUAUUUCGUAGUUUAACUGAAUAUAUACAAGGUCCAUGUAUUGGUAAUCAAUUAGCCCUGGCGCAUAGUCGUCUAUGGGAUGCUGUAGCUGGUUUUAUUUAUGUCUCAGCACAAAUGCAAGACAAGCUGAGUCGUGAUCCAGAUCAACUAGAUUUAUUAAGAGAAUUUCUUAAUCUACAAAAAGAAUUAAUGAUUAUGUUAUUGUCUAUGCUUGAAGGGAAUGUUGUUAAUGGACCAAUUGCUAAACAGAUGGUUGACACGUUAACUGAAUCAUCAGCUAAUGUUGAGAUGAUUCUUAAAUUUUUCGACAUCUUCCUUCGAAUGAAGGUGAUCACCACUUCUGAAGCAUUUUUAGCUUUCGAUGUAAAUGGUGAUGGUUGGAUUUCCCAUAGAGAAUUUCGUCUAGCCUUAGAACAACAGAAAACGUAUACACCAGAAGAAAUUAGUUAUAUCAUUGCUUGUGUCGAUAAUAAUGCAGACGGAAAAGUUGAUUUUAAAGAAUUCACUGAAAGAUUUUAUAAUCCAGCUGAAGAUAUUGGCUUUAAUUUAGCCCUAUUGUUAACUAAUCUAUCAGAACAUGUACCAUUCGAUCCAAGACUGGAAAGAUUAAUUGAAAAAGCUCGUGGCGUUUUAGACGUCUUUGAACCUCAUUUAGGUCGUAUAGAAAUUACUGGCUCAAAUGGUCGUAUUGAACGUGUCUACUUUGAAAUACGUCAACAGCAUAUUGAUCAAUGGGAAGCACCACAGAUUAAAGAAUCAAAAAGAUCCUUUUUACAUGCUGUUGUCGGUGAAAGUGGUGAUAAAGAGAAGUUGGAGUGUUUUGUCAACUUUUGUGAAGAUACAAUCUUUGAAAUGCAACAUGCUCAAUCGAUUAGUGGAGAUGAGGCGGAUAUAGCUUUGAAUCGCGUUGCUGCAUUUAAUCGUUUCUUGGAGAUCACUCAUCUGGCGUUUAUUGGGCAUAUAUUUGCUGCUAUCUUUCAUUGUAUACGACCAUCACAAAUCUCAGCUAGUUGGAGUGCAUUACGUCAAAUGUCUAUGCCAGAUAUUAUGCUAACAAUACUUGGUUUAAUUGUUGGUUUGUUAAUUUGUGUUGGCAGAUUCACCUCACAUAUUAUUCAUUUAUGCUGGUAUAUUAUUGUAGCACUUGCUACUGAUAUUAGCCAGAAGAAACCACCUACGCAUCGUACUUCAGCUGUACGUGCAUUAAUCCCAUGGGCUGGUGAUCGAAGUACGUAUACGAGAAUGCCAGCAACAGGAACUAUGCAACAACAUCAUCAUUAUCAUCCAAGUGAGAUAGAUAAAGAACAACAAUGGUGGCUACUAUCAGAAGAUCAACAAUUGAUCAUUGAACGUGCUGAUCCAGUACAUUUAGCUACUAUCGAAGAAGAAUAUGCAAAUAUAAGAUCUACAACAUAUGGGAAUACAUUGUAUGCGAAUAAUACACCUGGAGGGGAUGUUUCACCUAAAGUAUCAAGUACUUUAAGAAGUAGCAAUCUACCAAAUGGUUUAUGCAGUCCAAAUGUAAGAACACCGACAGUAACAACACCUCCCACCACUUCUCCCGCCAGUCCUGCUUCUCCUAGUAAUACACCUACAAGUGCUACUCAUCCUGCUGAAGAUGAUAAACCAAAAUUCAAUACAAGAAAUUAUGUCAUUUCAAUGUUUGCUAGUAAUUUUUAUCGAUUCAAAAUUAGUGCACUUAUACUGGCAUUUGUCAUCAACUUCUUACUGUUAUUCUUCAGGGUACAUCAAGCUACUGUAGAAGGCUUAAAUGAUGAAGAUGGUGAUAAUGGUGAAAAAUUACCUGGUAGUAUAGAUGGUGAUGAAGAAGAAGUUUAUGAAUGGAUUACAAGUGAAACGGAUUCAUAUAUUGGUCCAUUGAUAGCAAUACUUGCCGCUGUUCAUUCUAUACUGUCAUUCAGUACACUUGUAGCUUAUUAUUACUUGAAGGUCCCUCUAGUUAUAUUUAAACGUGAAAAAGAAAUAUCUAGAAUGCUUGAAUUUGAAGGUAUGUGGAUAUCAUCACAACCAGCUGAGGAUAAUUUACGCGCACACUGGGAUAAAUUAGUCUUGUCAACACCAUCAUUUCCACAAAUGUAUUGGGAUAAAUUUGUUAAAAAGAAAGUACGUAAUAAAUAUUCAAUUCAAUAUGAUUAUGAUGAAAUUACAACCCUGUUGGGUAUGGAUAAAACAAGUCUGGAUACGGAAAAUGAUGGUGCCGGUUUUUCGAGAUUUUUCAGUGGAAUUGAUUUACAAUAUCUAGUCUGGAAAUGGGGAGUCGUUUUCACGGAUAUCUCUUUCCUCUAUCUGGCAGUUUAUUUUGCUGCAUCCGCAUUUGGCAAUUUGAAUUACUUCUUAUACGCUUGUCAUUUACUGGAUGUAGCUGUCUCGUUUAAAACAUUGAGAACAAUUAUUCAAUCUGUAACGCAUAAUGGCAAACAACUUGUAUUGACUGUUAUGUUGACAUCGAUUGUCAUCUAUCUAUACACAGUGAUUGCGUUUAAUUUCUUCCGUAAAUUCUAUGUGAAAGAUAAUGAUGGUACACCUGAUCCAAAAUGUAAUGAUAUGAAAACGUGUUUCAUAUUUCAUUUACACACGGGAUUAAGAGCUGGUGGUGGAAUCGGUGAUGAAAUUGAAGCACCUGAUGGUGAUGAAUCAGAGAGUUAUCGAAUCCUGUUCGAUUUAACUUUCUUCUUCUUUGUCAUUAUUAUCCUGCUGGCUAUUAUUCAAGGUCUUAUUAUUGAUGCAUUUGGUGAUUUGAGAGAUCAACUGGAACAAGUGAAAGAAGAUUUGGAGUCGAAAUGUUUCAUCUGUGGUAUUGGUAAAGAAUACUUUGAUAAAAUGCCGCAUGGUUUUGAAAAACAUGUUGAAAAAGAACACAAUUUUGCAAAUUAUAUGUACUUUUUAAUGCAUAUAAUCAAUAAACCGGAUACAGAAUAUACUGGUCAGGAAACUUAUGUUUGGGAAUUAUAUCAACAAAGAUGUUGGGAUUUCUUCCCUAUUGGUGAUUGUUUCCGUAAACAAUAUGAAGAAGAAUUACAACCGAAAUAGUUUGUCCUUUUUCUAGGAUAAAAGACAAUGUUUUUUAUGCAGUGCAGUACAUACAGUGAUAACGACAUGAUUACAUAAUGAGAUAUCUCCUCCUUUUAACUAUCGAUUCAUGCAUCCAUCCAUCCAUCCAUCUAUCUGACCAUCUUGAGUGAUGAGUAAUAGUUAAAACAUGCAAGUAGCCUAAGCAAGUGAAUGAAAUAACUCUACAAACAAUAAUAUAGACACAUUAGACAGUGUGGUAUGUCAAUAUCUUCAGGAUUGAAAUGAUAACAUUAAGAAAAAGAAACACUUAGGAUACACAAUACUUUUUGUCCUCUUUCCCAUCGUUCCCAACCGCCCUCCGCCCCACACCUUGAACUAUUUCUGCCUUUUAUUUUCAUUUAUGUGUGUAUUCCCAAGUUUCUCAAAAAAAACAAGCCAACACAAAGAUUUGCCUUCAUCCAAAGAAAAAAUGAUUUGCUUACUACUUAGGAAAGAGUGAACCUAUCUCUCACAGCUUAAAUUCACUCUCCUUCUGUCUUUUUUUCUCUUUGUGUUAUCGUUCACCCGCCCCCCACCCCCCAACCUUUCAUAUAUAUACACACACACACUGACCUUUAUUCCUUUUCACAACUUUUGAUUGAGUACGAUGGCGGUGGUAAUCAUCACCGUCCGCCAAAAAAACAGUAGUUAGUAGAAGUAUUUAGAAGUGGAUAGUAGGCAUUGGAAAAGCAAGUAUACAAAAUAUAUUUAAAUAUACAAUUUACUUAUAUAAUUAAUUAUAUGCGAAAAUACAACCAAAUAAACCACACUACAAAAAAGUAAAUAAAACAGCAUGCGGGGGGGGUGGUGGUUGAUACAAAACCCCCUGACUACUGAUUAGCUUUUAAUUUUUUCUCGCCAACCUCUUAAUGCAUGCAAUGCAAUUUAUUUAAACAAUGUUGUUUAAUCACAGUUGAAUAAAACUGUGUUAAAUUUGAUAAUUAGUUAUUAGAAUAAAUGAAUGAAUAAAUUAAAUAAUAAUAAU